Molecule: messenger RNA, 2514 nt
Organism: Symbiodinium sp. CCMP2592
Lineage: Eukaryota; Dinophyceae; Suessiales; Symbiodiniaceae
Source: the annotation of a GenBank genome assembly
AUGGCGACCCUCCGAAGAAUGGAACAUCAGGUCUUCGCCGCUUGCAGUACAGGUGUGAGGGGCGAGGCACGCUGCGCUUCGGCAGCCGGCCACGCGGACUGGGCACAGCUCUCCGCUGCAGCAGACUUCGAGCGCCGUGCUGCUGGGCUGAAGAGUCGACGGGAAGGUCUCCUGCUUCCAGGCGAGCUUCGCGCUCUGGAAGCGGAGAAGGAGAAGGCGAGGCUCGCGGAGGAGCGCAGCGCCCGCCGCGCGGCCAACGCCAGCCGUGAAGCAGCCGAAGCGGAGGAGGAGGAGAAGCGAAAGGAGGUGGGGCGUGCUGCAUACGACAUGGUUCAGCCACAUGCAGUUGGUCCAUACUUUGUCAUGAUGAUGGGCUGGGUCAUGCGUGUCACACCCAAGAAGCUAGUGCUGUGGGGCCGGUGCCCGCUUGUGGCCACGGCGCUGCGCUUGGCCCGCGGGUGUGCAGCCGCCAUGGCUGCAGCGACCUCCGGGAAGAAGACCUUCAAGGUGGGCCUGUGCCAAAUGACGGCGCGGAACGACAAGGAGGCCAACUUCCACACCUGCAAGCAGCUGGUGACCGAGGCGGCUUCGCAGGGCUGCCAGCUCGUGGCGCUGCCCGAGUGCUUCGCCUUCAUCGGGGCCAAGGCCGGCGAGGCGCAGGAGGCGGCGGAGCCGCUGUCCGGGCCCACCAUGGGCCGUUACGCCGCCCUAGCCAAAGAGCAGCAGGUCUGGCUGUCGCUGGGAGGCUUCCAAGAGAAGGUGGAGGGCGAACCCGACAACAAGAUUUUAAACACUCACGUGAUCCUCAACUCUGAGGGUGAGAUGGUGUCGGUUUACCGCAAGAUCCACCUCUUCGAUGCUCCAUUCACCGGAUUGGUGGAGUCCAAACAGACCGUGCCGGGGGCGGAAGUGGUCGCAUGCGACAGCGCCGUCGGCAAGCUGGGCGUGACUGUUUGCUACGACGUCCGCUUUCCGCAGCUGUACCAGCAGCUGCGCUUCGAACACGGAGCAGAAAUUUUGCUCAUCCCCUCGGCAUUCUCCAUGCCGACGGGCGAAGCACACUGGGAGCUUCUCAUGCGGACACGAGCAGUGGAAUGCCAGUGCUACGUGAUCGCUGCCGCACAGGCGGGGUUACACAACGAGGACGGCAACCGACGCCAGUCCUGGGGACACGCCAUGGCUGUGGACCCUUGGGGCAAGGUGCUGGCCGAGUUCGACGGCACGUCCUCCGGUGUAAAGGUAGUUGAGGUGCAGCCCGAUGCCCUCGAGGAUGUCCGCAACAAGAUGCCGCUCUCUAUGCAGCGUCGCUACGACAUCUACGGAAACCGAAGCCUAGCAAAGUUCAUCACUGCAUUAACGAAGAUGGUCCAAGCCAGGGAGGCCGGGCGCCGACGGGCCUGGGAGGCUCCCGAGCUCCGCGAGCUGAGGCGCCACUAUGAAGAGGUGGAGGCUGAGCAGCUGAGGCAGUUGCAGGUGCUGCGCAAAGAAGUGGAGGAAGAGGCCCGCGAGCAGGAGGAGCACGUGUCCAGAGUUGCCGACGAGGUCGAGUUCCUAGCGCAAGAGCGGGCGUGUGCCCACCUUGCCGCGGAGAGCCGUGCUCGCGCAGUGCAGGUGCAAAAGGAGGGCGAGGCAGAGGUGGCGCGGAAGACCCGCGACCAAGCUCGGAAAGCUGCAAAGGAGAAGCACCAGGACAAGAUGAUGGUGCAAGCUGCUGUUUACAAGGCACAGCAGCAGGACCUGCAGACACAGACCCGGAGGCGCAAGCUGCAGGCCGCGGUGCGCGCGGCCUUGGACAGGCUCAUGAUGGAGCAAACCCAGCUGCGUGAACAGGAGGUCCGAAAUGAAGAGGCUGCGAAACAGCGUGCACAGAGGCAGCAGAGUGCGCAGGCGUGCUUUUGGGCUGCGAGAGCCCAGGAGCGCCUCGCCGCGGAGCACGCGCGAGCCCAGGUGCUGGAAAGAGUGGCGGCCUGUCUGGCGCAGCGGCAAGAAGACGAAGAGCGUCUUCAGCUGUUGCAUGGCCUUUUGGAGGAGGAGGCCGCAGCAGCAGCACAGCGUCGGGAGGAGGAGCGAACUCUUGAACGUCGACUCGAGGCCCGCACCAAAGCCGUGCAGGCCGCCGAGGACGGCCUCCGAAACCUCCGGGAAAACAGGCAGAAAGAGCAGGUAGAGGAAGCAGCCUGGCGAGCUCGGUUCGUGGAGUCCUGUGCCGAAGAGGCGAAACUAGAGCAGCUCAGCGAUCAAAAGAGGCGCAUGCGACUUCUGGCCUUCAAGCGUGAGGCUGAGGAGUUGGCGGCCAAACGCCGGGAGCUGCGGGAGGCUGAGGUGGGGAGAGAAGAGGCUGAGUGGCAGCUUCAGAAGCUCAAGGAAGAGGAGCAGUCCCGCAUACUGGAGGAAGAAAGGCAGAGGCUGUUGGAAGUUCAUGCCCGGGGUGGGUUGCUGGACGCUGCGUGGUUCAGUGGGGAGGUCUUGCCGAGGCACGUCCAGGACAUUGGCGACGGCUGGCGGGGGCAGUGA